This is a messenger RNA of Loxodonta africana (African savanna elephant), 4713 nucleotides long. RefSeq names its product diacylglycerol kinase theta (gene DGKQ). Gene Ontology annotation, molecular function: ATP-dependent diacylglycerol kinase activity. The transcript is spliced from 23 exons. NCBI's taxonomy places the organism in Eukaryota, Metazoa, Chordata, Mammalia, Proboscidea, Elephantidae. The record is from RefSeq and is a predicted model, not a curated record. The coding region runs from base 1 to 2832 and encodes 943 amino acids.
AUGGCGGCGGCAGCCGAGCCCGGGGCCCGCACCUGGCCCGGCGGCGGCUCCCCGCGUCCGGGCAGCCCGGCCUCCAGCCCCGUGCUGGGCGGCGGAGGCCGCGCGCGGCCGGGACCCGGGGCAGAGCGGGCUGGGGCCAGACCCCCGGCCCCCGCCGCUGCGCUGGGCCACAGCUUCCGGAAGGUGACGCUCACCAAGCCCACCUUCUGUCACCUCUGCUCCGACUUCAUCUGGGGGCUGGCCGGCUUUCUGUGCGACGUUUGCAACUUCAUGUCCCACGAGAAGUGUCUGAAGCACAUGAAAAUCCCGUGUGCAUGUGUGGCGCCCAGCCUGGUCCGGGUCCCAGUGGCACACUGCUUCGGCCCCCGGGGGCUCUACAAGCGCAGGUUCUGUGCCGUCUGCCGCAAGGGCCUGGAGGCCCCCGCGCUCCGCUGCGAAGUGUGUGAGCUGCACGUUCACCCCGACUGUGUGCCCUUCGCCUGCAGCGACUGCCGCCACUGCCACCGGGACGGGCACCAGGACCACGACACGUAUCACCACCACUGGCGGGAGGGGAACCUGUCCUCGGGUGCACGCUGCGACGUCUGCCGGAAGACAUGCGGCUCCUCAGAGAUGCUGGCUGGCCUGCGCUGCGAGUGGUGCGGCCUCCAGGCCCACCCAGUCUGCUCCUCAGCAAUCACCCCCGAGUGCUCGUUCGGGCGCCUGCGUAGCAUGAUCCUGCCCCCCGCCUGCGUGAGCCUGGUGUCCCGCAACUUCAGCAAGAUGCACUGCUUCCGCAUCGCCGAGACCCCAGCCCCAGACCCAGGUGAGGGGGACGACAGCGUGGACGGAAGUGCCGUGGCAGGCCCAGGCAGGGAGGUGCUGGCGUCUCCGGAGUCCAGCAAGCAGACCCUGAAGAUCUUUGACGGCAAUGACACUGUGCGGCGCAACCAUUUCCGUCUUGUCACUGUCCCCCGCCUUGCCAGGAGCGAGGAGGUGCUGGAGGCUGCGCUGCGGGCAUACUACGUCAGCGAGGACCCCUGCGACUUCGAGCUGCAGGCGCUUCCCCCGCCUGAACAGGCUGGCGAGAGUGGGGCCCGAGGAAAGGCCCGGACUGGUGGGGCUGCUGGGGAUGAGGGCAGCCGAGGCCCCGGGUCCCGAGACCCUGUGCCUGAGGCCUGGAUCAUCCGUGCCCGGCCCCGCACCCAGGAGGUCCUGAGGAUCUACCCUGCCUGGCUCAAGGUAGGUGUGGCCUGCGUGUCCAUCCGUGUGACCCCGCAGAGCACUUCACGGACGGUGGUGCUGGAGGUGCUUCCGCUGCUCGGACGCCAGGCCGAGAGUCCCGAGAGCUUCCAGCUGGUAGAGGUACUCAUGGGCAGCCGGCAAGUUCAGCGGACGGUGUUGGCAGACGAGGAGCCCCUGCUGGACCGGCUCCGGGACAUCCGGCAGACGUCCCUGCGGCAGAUGAGCCAGACGCGGUUUUAUGUGGCAGAGAGCCAGGCUGUGGUGCCGCACGUCUCCCUGUUCAUCGGUGGCCUGCCACCUGGCCUUGCCUCCCAGGAGUAUGGCCCCCUGCUACAGGAGGCUGUGGGCACUAAAGCUGACGUGGUAGCUGUUAGUCAUGUCUACCCCUCGCAAGGUGCCGUGGUGCUGGAUGUUGCCUGCUUUGCGGAGGCUGAGCGGCUGUACAUGCUGGUCAAGGACACAGCCGUGCAGGGCCGCCCGCUGACAGCCCUGGUGCUCCCUGACGUGCUGCACAUGAAGCUGCCCCCAGACUGCUGCCCCCUUCUUGUGUUUGUGAACCCCAAGAGUGGAGGCCUCAAGGGCCGAGACCUGCUUUGCAGUUUCCGGAAGCUGCUGAAUCCUCACCAGGUCUUUGAGCUGACCAAUGGGGGUCCUCUCCCUGGGUUCCACGUGUUCUCCCAGGCCCCCCGCUUCCGGGUGCUGGUGUGCGGCGGAGACGGCACUGUGGGCUGGGUGCUUGGUGCCCUGGAGGAGAUACGCCACCACCUGGCCUGCCCAGGGCCCUCUGUGGCCAUCCUGCCCCUGGGCACAGGGAAUGACCUCGGCCGAGUGCUCCGCUGGGGGGCGGGCUACAGUGGAGAGGACCCCUUCUCGGUGCUGGUGUCGGUGGAUGAGGCUGACGCUGUGCUCAUGGACCGUUGGACCAUCCUGCUGGACGCACACGAGGCCUGUGGCACGGAGAACAGCGUGGCCGAUGUGGAGCCCCCAAAGAUUGUACAGAUGAAUAACUACUGUGGGAUUGGCAUCGACGCGGAGCUAAGCCUGGACUUCCACCAGGCACGCGAGGAGGAGCCCGGCAAGUUCACGAGCAGGUUCCAUAACAAGGGUGUGUACGUGCGGGUCGGGCUGCAGAAAAUCAGUCACUCACGCAGCCUGCACAAGGAGAUCCGGCUGCAGGUGGAGCAGCAGGAGGUGGAGCUGCCCAGCAUUGAGGGCCUCAUCUUCAUCAACAUCCCCAGCUGGGGCUCAGGGGCCGACCUGUGGGGCUCCGACAACGACGCGAGGUUCGAGAAGCCGCGCAUAGACGAUGGGCUGCUGGAGGUGGUGGGGGUGACAGGCGUCGUGCACAUGGGUCAGGUCCAAGGCGGGCUCCGCUCUGGCAUCCGCAUCGCCCAGGGCUCGUACUUCCGUGUCACGCUCCUCAAGGCCAUCCCUGUGCAGGUGGAUGGCGAGCCCUGGGUCCAGGCCCCUGGCCACAUAAUCAUCUCGGCCGCAGGGCCGAAGGUCCACAUGCUGAAAAAGUCCAAGCAGAAGCCCAGGAAGGCCGGUGGCGGCCCCAAGGAGGCCCGAGUGGACACAUUCCCUGCCCCGGAGGGGGACACCAAAUAGAGGUGGCUGUGGGAGGCUGAGGAGGGCCAGGAAGUUGGCCUGCACCCGUCCUGCCCUGCCUCCAGAGCAGCAGCCUCGUCCUGACUGUUGUCUUCCUGGGACCACAGGCCUGGGGACUUCUCCAUCCCAGUCCUCAUCCUGCACUGUGUCAUGUGGAGGCCGCUGGGCUGGUAACAUGCGUGCCCUGUGCCUUGCAGGGGAGCCGCUGCCAUCUGGCUGUACAGGGCUCGGCGGGGCCGAGCUGCAGGCCUGGUGUCAGACAUGGGACCUCCCCCCUUGCCUUCAAGCCCCUCGCAGGAUGCAGGCAGCCAGUGGACCUCACCUCAUCCAGUGCCCAUUGGGCAUUGCCUUGGAUGGCCCUUGGGAUGGUCGGCUCUGUGGAGGCCCACACUUCAGCUUCCCCUGCAGCUCCGGGCAGGUGUGGCAGCGCUGCCAGCUGCCCCCUAGGUCACUUCAUCUGAGAUCUGCCCCUUGCCGCCCCCCCGGCCUCCUCUCAGUCUGUCUCCUGAGCUCCUGACCAGAGGCACGCCCAGGCCCUGGUGGGUGUGGUGGGCAGGACGCACCGGAGUGGCAGGCUGUUUGGGGAAGGGUGCUUCUCCUUAUCGCCAUGCGGCCUGGGGGGGCGGGGGAGGGAGUGGAAGAGACCCCGUGCUGGCCCUCAGACAGGUGUGGCAGGUGCCCUCUCCCAGUCUGUUGUGCAGGCCAGGGCUGGGCUCCCUGGACGUUCAGGCUGUGCCUGGGGAGAGGGGACCUUUCUCCACCAUGGGUCCUAAGGUUGGCAGGAAGCAGCCCCGCCAGCGGGUGGCAGUGUGGGUCUGAGCCCAGGAGCAGGUGGGCAGGGAUUGUUAGGGACAGGCCUAGUGGCCGCCCCUCCUGACCCCCGGUGGGGUGUCCAGAGCAGGUGGAGGUCACCAGAAGAGAACCUGAUGCAGGGCCCGCCAUUGCCCAACAGCCCCUGGGGCCUGGAGCUCAGAGGCGGCUGUGGUGUAAAGAAACUGAGUGUGUUGAAUAGCUAUAGUCACCUGGGUCCACGUUACGUACUUCACAUGCCUGUCUGCCAGCGAGCCGCAUGGCAAGGGCCGGCUCUGUGCUCUAUCGGCGCUUCUGGGCUUCAGUGCAUAACCGCCCCUCUGGCUCCUGGCCCACCCAAGGUGCACAUCCCCGGGACGGUGGAGCCCGUCAGGCCACAAUGGGGGGAGCACUGUUGUAGCAGACGGCCCCCCGGGGGUGAUUCCCAGGAACUCGGACCACAGGGGCGGAUGCACAACAGCACACCUACCUGGGAGGUCUUCCAAGGUGCCCACCCAUUUCCCCGGGACAGGUUGUCCCGUUGCCUUUGAAGUCAGGCUCGCACUGGCAGUGGUGAGGGCAGUGGGGACAGCCUUCGGGCUCCCCUGGGCUGGGGCACUGGCCUGGCACUUUGCCUGAAUGUGGGCCUCAGCCUCAGGGAUGGCUACGGGUUGACCCAGGAGCAAUGCCUUCAGUGUAGGACUGGUCCCCUGCCCCAUCCCUACCAUGCUUCUACCAAAACCACACAAACGCAUCGUGAGGCCGCUCUGUGGCGGAGCGCUCGCUUGUGUGCCUCCAGCGACUGCACGUGCCUGUGUUUAUGCUAUCUGUAACCCCUCCACCGGGUUUGUCGUGGUGUGGUCUGUGUUAGCUUUGCGAGCCACAGUGCCAUGUGAACUUACAAACUGUAAAUCACGGUCAGAGUGAACUUGUCCUAUAUUUAAUGCGUCUGUCUGCACCCAGACAGGCUGUGACUGAGGUGGCGGGCAGCUCCGCUGACUACUUGCACUGACUGGAACCCUGUUCCGUGUAGCUUCCUGAAUGUAACAGUAAUUUAUACCUGUGACAAAUACAGUGCUGGGCAUCACCAUU